UUUUGGAUGCAGCUUCCGGUACAAAUUUGUUUCCAAACCCAUCUCUCCUCUUCCUCGCCCUAGGUUUCGUUUCUUCCAUCACGCCAUGGCGGAUUCUCCACGCAGGAGGUAUUCACGAUCCCCUUCUCCUGAUAGGAUGUACCCUAGCUCGAGAUCUAGGGGUCGGUCUCGAACACCCAUUCCCAGAUCACGAUCACGAUCUGGAAGCCGUAGCAGGGAUGAUUCGGUAAAUCCUGGAAAUACUCUCUAUGUAACAGGCCUGUCGAGUAGAGUCACAGAAAGAGAUCUUGAGUAUCACUUCUCCAAGGAGGGCAAGGUUAAGGGAUGCUUUCUCGUUGUUGAACCCCGUACUCGUGUCUCUCGUGGUUUUGCAUUUGUGACAAUGAAUACGGUUGAGGGUGCUGACCGUUGUGUCAAGUAUCUCAAUCAGUCAGUUUUGGAGGGCCGAUACAUAACUGUGGAGAAGUCGAGGAGGAAAAGGCCACGGACACCUACACCUGGAAACUACCUUGGGGUGAAAAGCACCCGAGAUACCAGAGAUCGUUAUGACCGUGACAGGUACCGUGGAGGCUAUGGUCGCGAUGACUAUGGUGGUGGGUACCAUAGAUCGCCAAGACGUUCACCAUAUCGAGGUGGUCGAGGUUUCUCCCCUCUUCGGUCACCUUAUGGUGGUAGAUCAAGAAGGGAGCGGUCAAGAUCUAUUCCUUAUUCUCCAUAUAUAAGUCCAGAUAGAGGCUAUGGUCAUCGUGCAAAUGUUUAUGCCAGGUAAUCGUUAAUGGGCAAUGCAUGUUGGAGCUCUACAGUCGGUUUAUCCUCUAUGCUUGAUGUACUUAACUAUUCUUGGGGCAUGUUGCUUGGAGUUAUAUUUAUGCUUGAUAUAACCAUAGCUUUGUUCAAGACACUAGUUUAGGUACUGGACGAUCCUGAUAUUAGUUUGAGAACGCUGGGUUAGCUUCUGAAGGAUGAUGAAGACUUGGUUCUUGGCAUGAGUUUUUACUUGUGGUUAUGGUGACUCUUGCUUUUAUGGUACAAUAUACUUGCAUUUUCAGUGGGCA
Phoenix dactylifera (date palm) is the source of this 1055-nucleotide messenger RNA. Lineage: Eukaryota; Viridiplantae; Streptophyta; Magnoliopsida; Arecales; Arecaceae. The record is from RefSeq and is a predicted model, not a curated record.